UGUCGGUUGCAACAAGUCGUUGAGAGUUUAUGAAGACACAACUUCCCUCGUUAUUCCGUUCCUCACAACGCAACCGUUGUCCCUCCCCUUCCGCCGAGGAACACAAACAACAACCUCAACUUAACGCAUUGUGUGCAUGAUGGAGGAGAUGAAAGUUUCUCGGCGGGUGGAGUGGUGGCAGAACAUGAUGUUCCCCGUUCGGAGGGUUUGGUUUGUCGUUGCCAAGCGCCUCGGCAUUCGCAAAAAUGGGUUACUGAAGCUAAGUAAUGAUGUGAGGGCAUGCGAAUAUGAGGACAUUCAAGUGAUGUGGGAGAUACUAAACAGAAACGAAUCAGAGUUUGGUCAUUCUUCUAGCACUAGGAAAGGCAACAACAAGAAGGGGCAUUGCUGGAAAUUAUUGAGGUGGGCAAGGUGUGCUCCAUGCAUGUGCCGCACAUGAUCAUGAUUGCUGUGUACGUGAGAAGAAAAAAAUCCAACCUAUGUGUUGGUGUGGUUUUUCCUGCUUCAAUCAUGAAUAAAAAAAGGGUUCUGAAGGGUUUGUGUAGAACACGGUUCUUCUUUCCUUUUGAAUCAACCAACUCAACCAUAUGUAAAUAUCAACUGCAUCCACCAAGUUCGAUGUGUGUGACCAUCUCAUACUCCAUCCAUGUGCUUAAUUAGUGUGGUAUCGAAAUUGUUGUAUGUGUAGUUUCUGCUGUGUUUCAUCAUCAUCAUCAUCUUGGUAUGUGUUCAACCACCAGACGUUCAUGUAUUGCUUUUAGAGAUCCAUGAAUCGUGUCUAUCUCAGGCUUAAUUCCAGCUUGGUUUUUGUAUCAGAAAACUAUAUAUCUGCAUUCUGCAGAAGAAGGUAUAUAAAUAUGUGUAGUUAUUAUAAAUAUUCGGAAUCUCAUGUGCAUCAGAUACACCUA
Molecule: messenger RNA, 908 nt
Organism: Glycine soja
Lineage: Eukaryota; Viridiplantae; Streptophyta; Magnoliopsida; Fabales; Fabaceae
Exons: 3
Coding region: 137-439 (100 amino acids)
Source: RefSeq, a predicted model, not a curated record